CUUUGGAAGUGGCAACAGGGAGUGGAAGAAGAGCCCCAGCGGCCUCUAAGCAGGCUGCCAAAGUCGUUUGGGACUUUAGCUCCCCAAAACCGGAGAGGAUCUUGCUGGCAAGCUUGUGAUGGACCCCCGGGCCCCUGCCUGGCACCCCCAGCCCCGGGAGAGGCCUCCAGCCUGGGGGGCUUGGGCAGAGGGGCACCACGGUCCCCCCUCCCCGCUCCGGCGGCAGCUCCUCCGCGCAGGGCACUCCCCUCGCCCCGGCUCCUGGGACGGGAGCCACGUCCCGGGAUACCCCCGGGAGGAGGGACACCCCCCCCGCAGGGACACCCGCAGACGGGCCUCGGGGGCCGAACACCACGGCAGCACCUACCCCAGCCCGCCGUACUCCAGGCAAGGAUAUGAAGACCCCCACUGGCAGUAUCCAGCAGCCAGCUACAGGGAUGACUAUCCCUACCAAAGCCACCAGAGGCAGCCGGUGGCCUGGCAGGGUGACAGAGACCCAAGACAGGGAGAGCCUUAUGGCAAGAGCACCAGUUACCAGAGCCAGCACUACUACAGGGGCUACCACCCCAACCUGGCCACGGGCCCCCCAGGGCAGGACAGGAUGCAGACCUAUGGUUCCCACGAGGAGAGCUACACCUCGGCUGCCAGGAGGGAAGGGGCAGGGGGAGGAACCCUCGGCAGCAAUUCAGGGGAGGCUGGUGGCCAACCCCGAGAGCCCAGCCUGCUCCUGCAGUACCACGAGUCAGGGCUCAGCUCCAGCAGCCACGAGCUCAGCCAGUACAUCCGUGACGGUGCCGACCAGUAUGACCCUGUGCUUCCAGGGAGCUGGAACGUGGAACAAACAGGGAGUCCCUUGGUGCCGACCCCGGCCGUUCCCCUCAAGUUCUCUCGGCCGCACACGUCGCUGUGCUUUGGAGCUGGAGGACACCUGGUGCUGCCACGUCCCCACCACCCUGCAGAGGGGCAGCUGACCCACGUUGAUCUGCACAGCCUGGAGGCACUCCUUCAUGGCACGAAAGAGCUGGAGGAGCUGCAAGCCUUCCCAGGGCCCCUGGCCAGGGAAGAUCUGCACAAGGUGGAUGUGAUGACAUUUUGCCAGCAGAAGAUCGCCGUGGGCUGUGACCCCUCAACACAGAGGGGCAGAGAUUCAGCUCUUCUCUGGAAACUCCUGGUCCUCCUCUGCAGGCAGAAUGGGUCCAUGGUGGGCUCGGACACGGCUGAGCUGCUGAUGCAGGACUGCAGGCGUGAGGAGAAGUACAAGAGGCAGGAGCCUGCAGCCAACCUGGUGGGGCUGAUGGACGACGAGUGGGCGUCACGGCAGCCGGGGACGCUGGACCUCAUCACCGGGGAGGUCCCUCCCGUGGUGGAGACACAGGCACAGAUAGUGGAGAAGUUCACCAAGCUCCUCUACUACGGCAGGAAGAAAGAUGCUCUGGUCUGGGCUAUGAGAAACCAGCUGUGGGGCCAUGCCCUCUUCCUCUCCAGCAAGAUGGACCCUCGGACCUACAGCUGGGUGCUCACCGGGUUUACCAGCACACUGGCCACCAAUGACCCCCUGCAGACCCUCUUCCAGCUCAUGUCCGGAAGGAUCCCUCAGGCAGCGCUGUGCUGCGGUGAUGCCACAUGGGGGGACUGGAGGCCCCACCUGGCUGUGAUGUUGUCCAACAAGGUUGGAGACGUGGAGCUGAACCACCGAGCCAUCGUCACCAUGGGAGACACUUUGGCCAGCAAGGGAGCAGUCGAAGCAGCUCAUUUCUGCUACCUGAUGGCAGACAUCCCUUUUGGCUACUUCGGGCACAAGGCAGCCCGCAUGGCCCUGCUGGGCAGCAGCCACCGCCAGGUGUUUGCCCGGUUUGCCAGCACGGAGGCCAUCCAGAGGAUGGAAAUCUUGGAGUACUGCCAGCAGCUACGACAGCCCGAAUCCUUCCUGCUCCCCUUCCAGGUGUACAAGCUGCUCUACGCCUCCCGCCUGGCCGACCACGGGCUGCCAGCCCAGGCCCUGCAGUACUGUGAGCAGAUCUCCACGGUGCUCCUGCACCAGGACCCAGCCACCCACCCUGUCCUGGCCCAGCAGGUGAUGAAGCUGGCUGAGAGGCUGAAGCUCUCUGACCCUCUGCUCCUGGAGAUGCCGGAGCAGGACCAGACGCUGGAGCCCGACUGGCUGGAGCAGCUCCGAGCCUGCUGCCGGGAGCAGGAGGUGGAAGAUGACCUUCCUCCAGAGGUGAUCCCUGCUCAGCCAGAGCUCUCCUGUGCUGUUCCUCCGACAGCAGAUGGAGAGCCUGUCAGUGAGCUUCCCCGGAGCGAAGGCUACCAGUAUGACCCAUGGUCCCAAUCUGUGCCACCCCAGGGACCCAGCUCCCAGGAGGAUGUGUCCCCGUGGUCCCCAGCCCCUGCUCAGGCUGCAGAAUCACCGCUGCUCAGUGCUGGCCAAGAGCUGCAGCCCCCCACAUCCUCCCCAGGAACAAGCACCCCUCCAGGAGGGGGUUUUGCUGAGCCCCCUCCGCAGCCAGUGCCGCCAGCAGGAGGAGGUGGAGAGCCCUGGGAUGACCUGCUGUGCCCCAGGAGUGUGCAGCCAGCCUUCCCAGCAGAGCAGCAGGAGGAGUUACAGACAAGGACUCGGACUGCCUCGGAGACCUCCACUGUCUCCUUGGAUGACAGCCGGCCUUCCUCGGAGAGCGAGGACGCUGCCCAGGAGGAGGCGGAGAAGCCGGAUGAGGACAAGAGCUCCGGAUUCAGGUGGUUUGGCUGGUUUCGGUCGAAACCCACCAAGGAAACUUCUCCCACAGCCGCAUCCGAGACAGACUCAGACCCCCCCGUGUUGGAACCGCAGGAGCGGACAUCGCCAUCCCCAUCUGAUGCCCCUCUCACAGCUGGGACAAAUCCUUUGGCUCAGCCUCUCUCCAGAAAUCCCGGAGGAACACAGGUUCAAAAUACCUUUGGUUUUAGUCCAGUGUCCUUGGAGGUGACAGGCUCACAGGACAGGGAUGGAGGGCAGUCAGCAGGACAGCAGCCCUUCCAGGCAGGCUACCCCGGGCCUCUCCCACCUCUCCCACCACUGGGGACAAUCCCCCUCUACAACCCUGCCCAGGUCUCUCAGCUUGCUGCUGCUGCCAGACCCACCCAACCCAGGCUGCUUUCCCAGCGCCGCUACCCCAACCCGCUGUGAGGGGGCUGGAGGGGUGGCACGUAUCAAUUGCAGGAAG
Chiroxiphia lanceolata (lance-tailed manakin) is the source of this 3203-nucleotide messenger RNA. Its product is annotated as protein transport protein Sec16B-like. The record is from RefSeq and is a predicted model, not a curated record. The transcript is spliced from 26 exons. Gene Ontology annotation, cellular component: endoplasmic reticulum exit site; ER to Golgi transport vesicle membrane. The coding region runs from base 119 to 3166 and encodes 1015 amino acids. NCBI's taxonomy places the organism in Eukaryota, Metazoa, Chordata, Aves, Passeriformes, Pipridae. Gene Ontology annotation, biological process: COPII vesicle coat assembly; Golgi organization; autophagy.